CCAUGACCCCACCACGUGGUUGAACGCGGAAAUGUGUUGCAGAAUCGAGGAACAGCUCUUGAUGUAGUAAUUUGAUGAUCUGAUUUCUGUGUUUGCUUCGUACGUGACAGUUUUGUAAUAAACAUGGCAGGUGGCAGCAGAGAAGAGAAACUAAAACGCAUAACUGAAUCAAUACGUGCGUUUCCUGACUUCCCAAUCAAAGGAAUUCUGUUUCGAGACAUUUGUCCAAUACUCAAGGACCCAAAGGCAUUGGCUGCAGUAAUUGACUUGUUUGAGGAGCAUGUCCGACAAAACCACAAGGAUGUUGAAGUAAUCGUUGGUCUGGAUGCACGGGGGUUUCUAUUUGGGCCCCUGCUGGCUCAAAGGUUAGGGAUUGGCUUUGCCCUCGUGAGAAAGAAGGGCAAGCUCCCCGGACCCACAGUCUCAGUGUCCUAUGCUCUGGAAUAUGGCAAGGCUGAGGUGGAAAUCCAGGAGGAUGCUGUGGCUCCAGGACAGAAAGUCUUACUAAUCGAUGACCUUUUGGCCACUGGGGGGACUCUUAACGCCGCAUGUGAGCUUAUGAAGAAACAGCAAGCAGUUGUGAUUGGCUGCUUGGUAGUAGUGGAAAUGAAGGAUCUUAAUGGAGCGGACAAAUUGAAGCCCCACACCGUGUUCUCUCUGGUGCAAUACUAAACACACAGCUUGACAACUGUUCCUUCACAUUUUACAUGCUGGGAGUGCUGUGCGCCACUCGGUAACAAGACUGGCCAAACACCUGUCCUCACGCUCUCCAAAGUGACAUGUUUUAUGGUCCGAGACAACGUCCAUUGGUUUUGGCUGGCAGGAGAGACCCCUAAAAGCUCCCUGUCCUGCUUUUGAAAUUAAUGGGAAGUGUUUCACAAGGAAAAAACACAAAGACUGAAUCAAAAAGUCAAUUCAUUGCUGUAAAUCGAACAGACAUUAUUGGAAUGGGAUUAGGGAAUGUGUCAAAUGGCACACAAUACCAUCACUGUUGCAUUUUUUUUAAAUUAAUUUGUCUCAGAAACAUUUAUGUCUUGAUAUUUCUUGUUGAAGAUGAUCAUGUCAUGCUGUUAAGAAGUUUAUUAAAGUUAAUUGCAAAUGUUUUAAUGUGCCUAUGCAAAAUUGAGCACAUUGCCGUUUCAACCAAAAGUUAUUUUGUUUUGGAUGAACAAAUGUCCUUUUUUAACUGAAGACAGAAACGUAUUACAGUUGUGAUGAGUUGUGUUUAAAGGGAUCACACAUUUUGGAAUAUAAAAUGCUACUCAACACUU
Engraulis encrasicolus (European anchovy) is the source of this 1271-nucleotide messenger RNA. RefSeq names its product adenine phosphoribosyltransferase (gene aprt). NCBI's taxonomy places the organism in Eukaryota, Metazoa, Chordata, Actinopteri, Clupeiformes, Engraulidae. Gene Ontology annotation, cellular component: cytoplasm. The record is from RefSeq and is a predicted model, not a curated record. The transcript has 5 exons. Bases 124 to 672 code for a protein of 182 amino acids. Gene Ontology annotation, molecular function: adenine phosphoribosyltransferase activity; adenine binding; AMP binding. Gene Ontology annotation, biological process: AMP salvage; adenine salvage.